This is a messenger RNA of Cydia splendana, 1916 nucleotides long. It is a transcript of the gene Xpac, whose product is annotated as DNA repair protein complementing XP-A cells homolog. Lineage: Eukaryota; Metazoa; Arthropoda; Insecta; Lepidoptera; Tortricidae. Gene Ontology annotation, cellular component: nucleotide-excision repair factor 1 complex. The transcript has 5 exons. Gene Ontology annotation, biological process: UV-damage excision repair; nucleotide-excision repair, DNA damage recognition; nucleotide-excision repair involved in interstrand cross-link repair. The coding region runs from base 133 to 1011 and encodes 292 amino acids. Gene Ontology annotation, molecular function: damaged DNA binding. The record is from RefSeq and is a predicted model, not a curated record.
GGUUCAACAUCGCAUCAUCGCAUGUAAAAUUUAAUAUCGAACUGGCUUGGCGCCAAAUAAAUAUUUACAUGUGCUUACAAAAAUCAGGUUACUGAGGAAAAUAGAGCCACUGCUUUAUCAAGAACACCAGGUAUGGCGAGCACCUGUGAGCUGCCUCGCAGUGAAAAUAUCCCCGUGGACUCAGAUGUGCCCACAAAUGCAGGAGACACCUCAAAUACCAGCGACACCAGCACCAGUGAUACUAGUUCGGGUACCACACUGACUGCAGCUCAGCGGGCUCGUAUAGAGCGACAGCGGCAGAAGGCACGCGCUCUGCACGAUGCGCGACUUAUUAAACUUCAUCCUGCCGUUAAAGAAGCGGUAUCCUCUUCAGUAGCUGGCACCCGUGCUCGCGACACAGGCGGCGGCUUCCUUCUAGAGGAAGAUGAGCCUGAGACCAAGAUCAAGAAGGUCCAAGCACCAGCCCCAGUGGUCCAUGAGAGUGAGCAGCCACACUGCUUGGAGUGUGACAAACCGUUCCCCAUGUCUUACCUGUUUGACACGUUCGACUACAGCGUGUGUGAUGAGUGCAGGAAUGAUGAGACCCACUCGCUCAUAACCCGCACGGAGGCCAAGACGGAGUUCCUGUUGAAAGACUGCGACCUGGAUAAGCGGCCGCCGCCGCUGCGCUGUAUAAGACGUCGCAACCCACACAAGGCUCACUACAGCGACAUGCGGCUCUAUCUGCGGGCUCAGGUGGAGGCACGCGCACUAGAAGUCUGGGGCAGCGAGGAAGCCUUAGAGGCCGAACACGAAGCGCGCGAAAAACGCCGCGAAAAAGCCCAAGAGACCAGCACGAAACGGAAACUGCGCGAACUUCGCAUGGCGGCCCGUUCGUCGCUCUUCGAAGGAAGGAAGGCCAUACAUGGCCAUACGCAUGAGUGGGGGGAGGAGACGUAUGACGAGGACAGCGAUAGUUAUAGUAGAGUGUGUAAGACGUGCGGACAUACAGAGACUUAUGAGAAGAUGUAGGUUUUAAUAGUUGUAGUGUGUUAUUUAAAGCUGCCUUAGGUGAUCUUAACAUUAAAUGCAGCUCUGAUCGUUAUGUACCACCGCCCACACCGUUAACUGUCCAUCGGUAAACCUUAUUCAUCAUCAUCAGAUAUGAUAAGCCAGAGGACGUCCACUGCUGGACAUAGGCCUCCCCCAGAGAGUGCCACAAUGACCGGUCUUGCGCCACCCGCAUCCAGCGGACUCCCGCGACCUUUACCAGGUCGUCAGUCCACCUUGUGGGGGGUCUACCCACGCUGCGCCUUCCGGUACGUGGUCGCCACUCGAGAACCUUUCCGCCCCAACGGCCAUCGGUUCUACGGGCAAUGUGCCCGCCCACUGCCACUUAAGUUUAGCGAUUCGGAGGGCUACAUCGGUUACUUUGGUUCUGCUGCGGAUGGCCUCAUUUCUGAUGCGAUCACGCAGAGAGACUCCAAGCAUAGCCCUCUCCAUUGCCCUUUGGGUAACUUUGAGCCUUCUUAUGAGGCAGGCACACCCUUAAACCUAAAGUUAAAAGUGUUGCUGUUUGUACAUACGUCGCUUUGUCUCGCUCACAGACCGGACCGGCGUGCGAAUCAUCUUCUGUGUGAUAAUGUUACAAAAUUGUGAAAUGUAGUAUUGGGAUCCCAUUUAUAAGCAAAUUUUAUCGGCAUCGAAGCCUCAGUGGAUUAGUAUUAAACAUUAAAAUAAGUGUUGUAUGGCAUUUGAUCAAUUUUAAAUGAAAAAUGUGCACUGCCAUUGUUGUAAUAGGUAGUAAUAAUAAUUUAAUUUAAUGAAAAAUGCCUGAUUUACCACAGUUACCUGUAUAGAUAUAAAUCAUGAUUUGUUUACUUACCUUCAAUGUAUUUAUAAGCAUAAAGUAUAAUUUUAUUAAUUCGAACCUUUUA